AUGCCUGCUCACAGCGAAGAUACUCCUUCGCAAACGCCGGGACAGCUGGAGUCGUCGGACCUCGAAGUCGGGAGUCCAGAGAAACUGGACGGGAAUCUGUUCAAUGAGCAGACCCAUUACGUGCCCCCGAGGACCAUCAUUAAGAUCUUCCUCGCAUGUGCCAGUGUGGACAUGGUUGCACUGAUGGAUCAGACAUCGUUGGCGGCCAGCAUGACGAUCAUCAGUUCCUCCCUGAAUGCAGGUCGGCAGGCGUCCUGGAUUGCUAAUGCAUAUUUCAUCACGUCGACCUCGUUCCAGCUACUCUACGGGCGGCUGUCCGACGUAUGGUCCCGCAAACUCGUGCUCUUGGCGGGAUUACUCAUUUUCUUCCUUGGAUCCUUGGCUGCCUCACUGGCUCAGAAUGCGAUGCAGCUCAUCGUCUUCCGAGCCUUUACGGGUAUUGGAGGCGGUGGUUUGGCUACCGUCGCCCAGAUCAUUGUGAGCGAUGUCGUUACACUAAGGGAGCGCGGAAAGUAUCAGGGAAUAUUGGGUGCUGUUGUUGCUCUUUCAAACGGAGUGGGUCCCGUUCUUGGUGGUGCUCUGGCUUCGCAAUCAGAAGAUUCCUGGAGAUGGAUCUUCCGAUUGAACAUGCCGUUGAGUGUCAUAUGCGCUCUCUGCUGCAUCUUCUUCAUGCCGCUACGGAAGGUUGAGGGCAGCUGGAAGAAGAAACUAGCAGCCAUCGAUUUCAUCGGGGCAGCCCUUACAUUGGCGGGCUCAGCUUUGAUCAUCCUCGGACUCACCUGGGCUGGUUCUGAAUAUCCAUGGGACUCCCCGUACGUCAUCUCCACGAUUGUCGCCGGGGUGGCUGUCUCAGCAAUCUUCCUCCUCUGGCAGUGGAAGGGCAGCACGUUCCCGCUGAUGCCGUUGCAUAUUUUCAAGCAAACCAUCGUCAUUGGCGGAUGCUUCACAAUGUUUGUAAACGGAUGGAACUUCAUCGUACAGAUCUAUUACAUCCCGACCUUCUACCAACUAGCAUACGGAUACUCCGCCGUCAAAUCGGGAGCACUACUGCUUCCGCUCGUACUCGUUCAAACUUUCAGCAGCACCAUCUCGGGGCUAAUAGUGACCUGGACCGGCCGCUACCGCGAACUAAUCCUGGUCGGCUGGAUCGUCUGGGCCAUUGGCUUGGGCCUAUUUUCUACGCUGGACGAGACUUCCGGGCUCGGGAAGCAAAUCGGCUACGCACUCUUGACAGGACUCGGAGUGGGCCAUACGUUGCAGCCGGCUCUCAUUGCGCUUCAGGCCGGGGUGGAGAGAAAGGAUAUGGCGGUGGUGACGGGUACUCGGAACUUCCUCCGAAACCUCGGUGGCACUCUCGGCCUUGCACUCGCGGGAACAAUCCUCAACAACACAAUCCGCUCUCGACUGGCCCCCCUCGGCUACGACGACACCGCGAUCGGCCACAUCCUCGACGCCCCCACGUUAGUGCUUUCCCGUGGUGAAGACGACGAAACCCGGAUUGCAGUGCUGGCGGCAUACCAGCGUGGGUUCAGAGUCAUAUUCUUGGUGGGUGCAUCGCUUGCGGCACUCGCGUUUUUCGUCGCCCUCGCUACUAUAAAGCAGAUUAAUCUGGAUAGAGAUGAUGAUGAGGCGCUGAAGAAGGAGGCGGCGAGAGUACUUGCGGAAAAAAAGAAGAGGAAGGAGGGGGAGGCAUCCGAGACCAAUACGAUGUAG
Molecule: messenger RNA, 1713 nt
Organism: Tricharina praecox
Lineage: Eukaryota; Fungi; Ascomycota; Pezizomycetes; Pezizales; Pyronemataceae
Product: major facilitator superfamily domain-containing protein
Exons: 14
Coding region: 1-1713 (570 amino acids)
Biological process (GO): transmembrane transport
Molecular function (GO): transmembrane transporter activity
Source: RefSeq, a predicted model, not a curated record